Messenger RNA from Anoplopoma fimbria (sablefish), 3815 nucleotides. It is a transcript of the gene frmd4bb, whose product is annotated as FERM domain containing 4Bb. Lineage: Eukaryota; Metazoa; Chordata; Actinopteri; Perciformes; Anoplopomatidae. Bases 91 to 2973 code for a protein of 960 amino acids. Gene Ontology annotation, biological process: establishment of epithelial cell polarity. The record is from RefSeq and is a predicted model, not a curated record. The transcript has 23 exons. Gene Ontology annotation, cellular component: cytoskeleton; adherens junction; bicellular tight junction. Gene Ontology annotation, molecular function: cytoskeletal protein binding.
GAAAGCUGAACAGGCUGGGGGGGGUGAUCAAUAUGCAAGGGAAGCUAUACCUUAUCAAUACCUAACCAAGGAUAAAAAAGGAGAGCCAAGAUGACCGAGGGCAGACUUUGCCAAGUGCAGCUGCUGGAGGACAGGAAGCUAGAGCUGCUGGUUCAGCCUAAGCUUCUGUCCUACGAACUCCUCGACCUGGUUUCCUCGCACUUCAACCUCAAAGAGAAGGAAUUCUUUGGACUUGCAUUUUUUGAUGACCAUGGUCAGCGUAAGUGGUUGCAGAUGGACCGCAGAGUUCUUGAACAUGACUUUUUGAAGAAGUCCGGGCCUGUUGCCCUAAACUUCCUGGUCAGGUUUUAUGUAGAAAACAUAACACAGCUUAAGGACAUCAUAACGGUGGAGUUAUUCUUCCUGAAUGCAAAGUCUGCUGUCUACAAUGGAUUUAUAGAAGUGGAAAGUGACAACGUCUUCAAAUUAGCUGCAAAUGCUCUGCAGGAGGCAAAGGGAGACUACACAAGUGAUGAAAACACAAGAGCUGACUUGAAGAAACUACCAACUCUUCCUACCAAAGUCCUCAAGGAACACCCAUCACUUGCAUACUGUGAGGAUCGAGUAAUUGAACAUUAUAAACAGCUGAAAGGAGUCUCCAGAGGACAGGCCAUUGUGCAGUAUUUGACGUUAGUGGAAUCGUUGCCCACGUACGGCGUGCAUUAUUAUGAAGUAAAGGAUAAACAAGGGAUGCCGUGGUGGCUUGGAAUCAGCUAUAAGGGUAUCGGCCAGUAUGACCUGCAGGAUAAAUUGAAACCUCGAAAGCUUUACCAGUGGAAGCAGCUGGAAAACUUGUACUUCCGGGAGAAGAAAUUUGCUGUAGAAGUUAACGAUCCACACAGGAGAGCCGUAACCAAACGCACCUUUGGGCAGACUGGCCUACUCAUCCACACGUGGUAUGCCAGCCAUUCUUUAAUCAAAACCAUUUGGGUCAUGGCUAUAAGCCAGCACCAGUUCUACUUGGACCGAAAGCAAACCAAAACUAAAUUAGGAACAGCAAGAAGUGUGGAGGAAAUUGCCAUGGAUCUCACCGAGCACGGAGGAACAAAAAUAAACAGACUGGGUGACGCGGGUCUGAAGAAAAACUUAAUAACAGCCAGCAAUGGGAGCCUGGUGUCUACAGGUUCUGCAGACUCUGAAAUGAGUGAAGAACAGAAGAAAGAGAAACUCUCUGAACUGAGAAAAAAGGAACAGGAGAUCCAAGAUAUUUUGGCCAAGAAAACAAAAGAGCUGAAGAAGAUUUGCUUGAGAGAGGCGGAGCUUACUGGCAAGCUGCCAAAAGAGUAUCCCCUCUCUUCAGGUGAAAGAGCGCCACACGUCAGACGGCGAGUUGGCACUGCUUUCAAGUUGGAUGACCUUUUCCCCUACAAUGAGGAUCCGAUCCUGAGGAACCUGGAGAGCAGAUUUGCCCUGCAGCAAAAAAUUGUGGAGGCGGCUAAGAAGCUUGCAAACGAGCCAGAACUGUGCAAAACUGUCAAGAAGAAGAGGAGGAGAAACUGUUUGGAUGCCAUGCACAGACUGCAGCAGAUAGAGGAUGAGAUGAACCAGUACAGAAUCAAGAAGGGGAAAAAGCCCACACAGCGGGCCUCAGUGAUCAUUGCAGAUGAACUUAUCCGUUCAGACUGUAGCUCUUUGUCUAGUCUCCCGCUGGAUGAUGAUGACUCAGACGGUGUCAGUCAGAGGCCGCGGUCACGGUCGGUCCAAGGCUCCCCUCAGCUCAGUCCGAUGCGAUCGCUGGGAGUAGAAUAUGAUGUGCAACGACAGGGAUCACCGAGGGAAAAUCACCAGAACAAGAACCACAGCAGAUUAGCUUUUGAAGGCCAGGAUGCUUCCCACUAUUGCCAGAACCCAAGAGAGGUCUCCUCCACCCACAGUAGUCCCUAUAAAACCCUUCCCAGACCUCCUAGAGAUCCACGCAGCAUGCCUCCCACCCCUGUUAUGACCCGCAAUGCCUACAGCAGUAGCCAGCUCAGGUCCGAGGGGUCUACUCAUUACUUCAGGCAUCGCAGCGGAAGUCUGGAGUCGCAGCCUCAGCUAAGAAAAGACACAGACUCAGAGAAGCCCAUAUUUAUCUUGUCACCAGCCCACCGCAGCAACAGCACAGAGGUGUUAGAGGACUGCUCUUCUUACACCAGCCAGUCCAGUCUUGACUACUGCGGGGCGGCCAACUCCCACUACAGUACACUGGACUCCCGAACCUCAACCAUGCAUCGUCUCCACAGGAAGGUGGAAGUGUAUGGAAACACUGGGAGUAUGCCCAACUUGGUCCAGCACCAUUCUGGUUCUAGUUAUUCAUGUGACAACUCAACACACUAUGCACCCAGUGCCUACUACGUCGCCGGCUACCCCUGCCCGGACAUGGAGCCUUACGCUAACGGUGCCUACGUGUAUGAGAAUGAAGUAGAAGGCCACUACAACGUCAACCCUUCCUACCAAAUUAAUGGGUAUCAUGGACAUGACAGAUUCAGGAAUUACAGCAGUGAGAGGGCAGAUAAUCUCUCCCAGAAUCCCUACGCAACUAUGAGGCCGCCGCGGAACAGAGAGGGGCCCAGAAAUGAGCUGUUGGCCAAGAACAUGCAGAAGGCCCUGGUGGCGGAGCAUCUGAAGGGCUGGUACCACCGAAGCAGGGUUCCCAGGGAUGGUGGGAGGGGGAUGCUGGCCGGAUACGACUUCGACAGCGGCUCUCAGCUCAGUUUGGGCUACCAGACCAUGCCAGCAGCGUUCAGCCACUCCAGCAGAACCACCUCCUUUUCAUCAGUGUCCUCAGUGGAAAGCUCGGGUAACUGGCGCAACCAGCUGGCAGUCGGCCUGACGGACUACGACACACCCGACACGCCUCAGUACACACACCCUGGAGCGCCUGCCUCUCCGUACAACCGCAGUCCCUCACACAGCAGAUUUCUCCUGGAUGGAAGCUACAUGAGCAUCCGCUGAAGAGGACCAAACCAAACUUUGGCACAAAUAAAGCCAUGGACAGCAGCACAUGAAGGGGAUGAAGUUGGAACUCUUGUUGCUGCCAUAACCUUUUCUUGGGAGAUGAUCUGUCUGUUAGGUUUUGGCGGAGUCUAUGUGUAACGCUGUCCUCAUGUUAAAGCAACCUCUGAACACAGUGAUGACACUCUUGAAUGACUUUCCCAUGUGCCUUGGAUUGGAUGAAUUGUACAGGCAGAUGAGAAUGUGUCAAGGAACUCUAAGAUGUUGCACAACCACACUGGAUUCAAACCCUAUUGUGUUUUAAAGAUGGAAAAAAGAGGCAACUGGUUUUUACCGAAAAUCCAACUCUGUGUAUUUUAACAGGAACUAUCUUCUGCCUUAUACAAAACAGUAGGUUAUAGGAUAAAAAUGAUUUUCACCACUUCCAUCUCAGUAAAAUAUGAUCUAAAAUAGACUUAAAUAUUACAUCCAAAUUGAAAACGAAGCUUGAACAUUUUCACAAUGGGACAUUCCAUUCAUUAGAGCAGACUAUUUCCAUUUAUUUCUUUCGUUAGACUUUCAAUCAGAAUGAAUUUUGUCAAUAUUGUUUAUAGAACCAUUUGUCUUUGUUGGUGGCGUAAUGUGUUUUAAAAUGCAUGGUGAGAAUAUCUUUUUAUUUUUUUUUUUUAAUAUAGGAACUUCUUUUUAUAUUAACAGAAGACCACUGCCGUGAAAACCAUAAUAUUCAUGUCUCGUAGUUUGUUUCAUACAUAUUUGUACAGUCAGUGUGUAGGUAUAUGUUGUUAGAUGUUGUCAUAAAAUAUUUUCCACUGGGAACAAGGAUGUGAAUAAAUAAAUGUGUG